ACAUAGGGGGUUAUUUUUAUCAUUUUCACUACACCUCCCCCAGUACAGACCUCCCCAACCACCUCCUUCAGAAUGCUUGAAUUAACAAAUUAAAGAUUUUUGGCCAUUGAAGUGACACUGUUUUCUUGAUCUCCAGUGAACUGUUCAUAAUCUUGCAAAUACCCACUACCAGGUUCUUCUGAUUUCUGCCUGCUGCACAUUACGGUUUAGUGGAUCACCUCAACAGAAAUUCAAGCCGUCUAGUGUAUGGCUUGCAUUUACAAAUUAGCAAAUUAUGGGCAGCAGUCGAUUUCCAAAGCGCUUUUUAAUUGUAGUUUUGACCUUCAUCUGCACUUCUGUCUGCUACAUAGAGCGAGUGGGCUUCUCUAUUGCGUAUACUGCUGCUGCUGAUGCUGCAGGGGUAAGUCAGACUAGCAAAGGUGUAAUUCUAUCAACCUUCUUCUAUGGAUAUGCAUGCUCACAAGUACCUGGUGGUUGGGCAGCUCAAAAAAUUGGUGGACGGCGUGUCCUCCUCCUUUCUUUUCUCUUAUGGUCUUUGACAUGCGCUUUUGUACCACUUGACCCAAACCGAACGAUGGUCUUGGUAAUAGCCCGCUUGCUCGUUGGUGUGGCCCAAGGUUUCAUUUUCCCGUCCAUCCACACUGUCCUCGCACAGUGGGUACCACCGCAUGAAAGAUCAAGAUCUGUUUCCUUCACAACUUCUGGAAUGUACUUAGGUGCAGCUACGGGAAUGCUUAUGCUUCCUAGUCUGGUGAAGUAUAGGGGUCCUCAAUCUGUGUUUCUUGCUGAAGCCGCUUUAGGUGCAAUGUGGUCACUACUCUGGUUCAGUUAUGCAGUUGAUCCACCUCGUGCUGAGCAUCCAAAAGCAACUGCUUCGGGCUUUGGGGAAUCCCAGUUGCCCACGAAAGGGAGUUCAAAGAUGAAAGUAGAGAAUGGAGUACAUUCUACCAAAAGUCCAACUAUCCCAUGGAAACGAAUUGUCAUGAGCUUACCAGUUUGGGCAAUUGUUGUGAAUUAUUUCACCUUUGACUAUGCUCUUUAUAUGCUCAUGAACUGGCUUCCUACGUACUUUGAAUUGGGUCUCGAGAUCAGCCUUCAAGAAAUGGGCUUUUCCAAGAUGAUGCCCUACUUUAACAUGUUUAUAUUCUCAAACAUUGGUGGAGUGAUCGCGGAUCACUUGGUCACAAGGAGAAUCUUGUCUAUAACUAAAACCAGAAAACUUUUAAACACAGUGGGUUUUGUUGUAGCUUCUCUUGCAUUGAUGGCUCUUCCUUACUUUAGAACAUCUGGCGGGGCUCUAUUUUGUUCCUCCGUGGCUCUUGGUUUCUUGGCGUUAGGAAGAUCUGGGUUCGCAGUUAAUUACAUGGAUAUUGCUCCAAGGUAUGCUGGAAUUAUUAUGGGAAUUUCAAAUACAGCUGGUACAUUAGCUGGCAUCGUUGGAGUUGAUCUCACUGGUCGACUACUUGAAGCUGCUAAAGACGCUCAGUUGGAUCUCACAAGUCCAGAAAGCUGGACAGCAGUGUUUUGCAUUCCGGGGUUGCUCUGCAUUUUUAGUUCUUUCGUUUUUCUAGCACUGUCAACAGGGGAGAGAAUUUUCGACUAAGGCUUUCUGCAUGUAUAUUGCAGUCUAUCUUUCUUAUUCUUUGAAGAAGCAGUUCAAGGAGGAAAUAUACAUAGUCUAGGAUUUGCAGUUCAAAUUCGAAGGUUGUCGGAAAUAGUAGCUAUUGAGGUUAUUCUUACAUUUUAACUUGAGUUCUUUGAAGGCUGCUGAUUGCUGAAGAUUAAUUCAUAAGGUUCUAUCUGCAUAUAUUUGCAGCUUAAUCGACUGACUCUUAAAUUAUUUUCGAGCUGUGGUUCUUGGAUGAGCUGUUCGUAUUACAUAUGUUGGUUAUUUCUGGUA
Messenger RNA from Nicotiana tabacum (common tobacco), 1900 nucleotides. Its product is annotated as putative anion transporter 5. The record is from RefSeq and is a predicted model, not a curated record. Gene Ontology annotation, biological process: transmembrane transport. NCBI's taxonomy places the organism in Eukaryota, Viridiplantae, Streptophyta, Magnoliopsida, Solanales, Solanaceae. Gene Ontology annotation, molecular function: transmembrane transporter activity.